AUGAACGAACCUGAACCUUUGUACAUUCAGUAUGAUGCGGAACCACUUGAAGUCGACCCAACUGGAUGCAAAACAGUCGCUGCGUUGAUUAAGAAAGCCAAGAAGGAGUUCUCACCUCAACUCGACACUUUUUCACUCGCCAAGUUGACGCUCCAUCGCUACACUGGCACCAAACUCAAAGGCGACAUGAAAAUCAAUGCUCUCAUCAAGGCGAGUGAAUUUUUUAACAACUACGACAAUCCACUUCUCAUCAGAUACGCUGAUGCUCUCCUUCCAGUCAUCAAGAAGCCAAAGACUUCUCAUCAUUCUGAAGAAAGAAAGAAAAGAUGGGAAGAACUUAAUCCCAUUCUUAUUCAGGCUGAAAUCGAUGCAGCGGCGAAGAGUGGAAAGAAGAAUCUCAAAGAAAGUUCUGCGUAUUCAUCUUUGAAUUGGAGUCUCAUUUCUCCCAUAUAUGAACACAUUAUGCAUCAGUAUACUCAAACUGUCAAAGAAGUUCCUCAAGAGACCAUGGAACUGCUGCACAAUUAUCUCGUUACUCUCACAAGACGUUUGAGUUCGGUCACUACUGGUAAAGAAUCACAACGCCUGCACUUUAUUGCUCCCAUUCUCGUCUAUGUUUCUGACCUAUUUGGACCAGAAGACUCAAUUCAGAUUGUUGUCGAAGAAGAUUUGAAUGGUGUGAAUGUCAAAGCCAAUGGACAUUUCGAAUUCAUGCUCAAACGCAACAACAAAAGAGUAUGUAUCGUUGAAGCGAAGAAGGAUGAUAUGGAGCAGGGAAUGGUUCAGGAUUUAGUUGGAAUGGAAGUUGCGUCUGAUUUGGAUGGGUUGGAUACUGUCUAUGGGAUAGUCACAAAUUAUGUUGAAUGGAUUUUCUUGAAAAGCCAGAACGAUAAAAUCGAAAAGAAUAUGGAUACGUUGACAUUCGAAUUAGAAGUUGCCACUCUUGAAUCAUUGAAAAGAAUCGCUGGAAAGAUUUAUGCUUUGCUUUCAGAUGAAUGA
Messenger RNA from Batrachochytrium dendrobatidis JAM81, 999 nucleotides. RefSeq lists its product as uncharacterized. The record is from RefSeq and is a predicted model, not a curated record. Lineage: Eukaryota; Fungi; Chytridiomycota; Chytridiomycetes; Rhizophydiales. The transcript has a single exon. Bases 1 to 999 code for a protein of 332 amino acids.